Xiphophorus hellerii (green swordtail) is the source of this 2070-nucleotide messenger RNA. RefSeq names its product protein mono-ADP-ribosyltransferase PARP6-like. The coding region runs from base 1 to 1902 and encodes 633 amino acids. The transcript is spliced from 22 exons. Gene Ontology annotation, molecular function: NAD+ poly-ADP-ribosyltransferase activity. The record is from RefSeq and is a predicted model, not a curated record. Lineage: Eukaryota; Metazoa; Chordata; Actinopteri; Cyprinodontiformes; Poeciliidae.
AUGUUGUUUUCUCCUGUUGAUGCGUGGGAGCAGUGGGCUGAGAGCUGCAGCGAUGAAGAAGGCAGCGACUCAGAGGACUUCCUGUGUGGAAUCCAGCAGGAGAGCUGUGCCACUGACCUUUACCACCAGCUGAAUGCAGACAUGGCAGCCGUCCGGUCUUUGUACUCAGAUGCUGCCGUCUCUGUCAGGGAAUACCCAUCAAUUGGUGGCAUGGAUGUGGAGCUGAACAUUAACCCCAACAUUGUGGAUGUGGAAGUGGCUAAAGCCUGGAGGAUUAAUCCAUCAGAGCCAAUCAUCAUCCGGCUGCACUUCUUCCCGUCUCAGUAUCUGGACGGACCCGCUCCCUCUGUGGAUGUUUUCCAACCAUCCAAUAUUGAUGAUUUCAGUAUAGGAAGACAACUGCAAAAUAUUCUUAGAGUCUUCAUAUCUCAGGAGUGGAAACAUCUGACCAACGACAGCCCUGUUGUCCAGAGAAAGAGCAGACACAACUGGUACCGACCCAGCGGCACCAUCAAGAAGUUCAGCGCUCGGUUCAGCGUUUGGUUACCACCUUCAAAGCCAAAUGAGAUGCAGGAACCGACUGGCAAAGAAAGGAAUGCAAUGAAACAUAAUCACUUCACCAGUCAAACAACUUCUUAUGACAUAAAGAACUCAACGGGAGAACUGUUCACUUACACAGCUGGAGGAAAGAGAGUGAUGGUCUCAGCUGUCAAAUCUUCAGCACAUCUGAGCACCAAACAGCUGGUGGAGCUGCUGUUCACCUCCCAGGCCAUCAAACACUGUAAAAGCACGCCGACCCUCCAGCACGGCUUCUUAGUACAGAUAAUGAGGUACGCUGAGCAGAGAAUCCCAACGCUGAAUGAAUACUGCGUUGUUUGUGACGAGCGGCAUGUUUUCCAAAAUGGGCCGAUGCUUAAGACUGCAGUUUGCACCAGGGAGCUUUGCGUAUUUUCCUAUCAUACGCUGGGAGUUAUGUCUGGAGCUACAGAAGAGGUCGCGACAGGUGCAGAGGUGAUCGACCUGCUGGUGGCCAUGUGCAGAGCUGCCCUUCAGUCGUCCCGAAAAAGCAUCAUAUUUGAACCGUACCCCUCCGUUGUUGAUCCGUGCAACCCCAAAACUCUGGCCUUUAGCCCCAAGAGGAAGAGUUAUGAAAGGCUGCAGAAAGCUCUGGAUGGUGUGUUGCUAAUCAGGAGGAUGGCUCAGGGUCCAUAUUCUGAGAUAAAGAAGCAAAUGGACAAGAUAGACCCCCUCUCUCAUCCUUUACUACAAUGGAUUUUAGCAAGCAACAGAUCACACAUCGUCAAGCUUCCACUCAACAAGCAUCUGAGGUUUAUGCGCACACCCCAUCAGUUCCUGCUGGUCAGCGCUCCUCCGUCCAAGGAGGUUCGCUUUCAAACUGCCAGGAAAUUAUACGGCAGCACUUUUGCUUUCCACGGUUCUCACAUUGAAAACUGGCACUCCAUCUUGAGAAAAGGCUUAAUCAAUGCGUCGUACACAAAAUUACAGCUUCAUGGAGCUGCUUAUGGUAAAGGCAUCUAUCUGAGUCCCAUUUCAAACAUAUCUUUUGAAUAUUCGCACAUGGGGAAAAGUCAACACCAAAUACCAACCAGAGAGGAACUCAAAAAGAAAUACAACCGGAUAAAUAAAAUCAAACAGGAGGAACCAGGACAACCAAGGUUUCUGCAAAGCAGUAAUCUGAGCUGCAUAGCACUUUGUGAAGUGAUAACCUCAAAGGCUCUUCAGAAGCACGGAAACAUUUGGGUUUGUCCGGUGUCCGAUCAUGUGUGUACACGCUUCCUCUUUGUGUAUGAAAACGGUCAGGUGGGAGACGUGCACAUCAACACUCAAGAUGCACAAAUCCAGAGGGAAAUUUUACAAGCAACUGGUUCAAAGCCAAGCUGAGAAAGCCCUAGUGCACAUGCCUUCUGGUGAACCUACACACAUCUACUGGAAACCGGAAUAACUUUAGUAGUUAAGCUGUAAACGGCAAAUAUUUUAUAUUUUCAAAUAUAUUUUUACAGUAUUUCAUUACUAUGUUUGACAGAUCCUAUUUUUUGCUGUUUAUUAAAG